GGUGUCCUGUAUAAAUAGGAGAAAGUAAGAACCGAACCGCCACAGCAGUUCUCCCCAAAAUCAAAGCAAUAAAUUAAGCUAAAGCAAGAAAAGCAAAGCUCAGACCUCCUUUUGAGAAAGCAAGUAAAAAUGGAGAGCUUGAACAAGACGAUAAUGGCGGUUCUCCUUGUUGCAGUGAUGACGGUGGGUAUGGCGGAGGCUCAGAUGCCUUCUUGCGCGAGCAAGCUCGUGUCGUGUGCCAGCGACCUGAACUCAACCAAGCCAAGCGAAGGGUGUUGUACCUCCAUCAAGCAAGCGGUGGCUACCGAGCUCUCUUGCCUAUGUAAUCUCUACAACACCCCUGGUUUGCUUCAGAGCUUCGGUGUUUCAGUCGCUCAGGCUCUUCAACUCACUCAAAACUGCGGCGUUCCUGUCAAGCUCGACCAAUGCAAGUCUGCCGUAGCUGGAGCUCCAGCUCCCCAAAGCCAGCCUCCCCCAGGAGUUCCAGGAAGUGAUAAGAAUGGAGCAGAGAGAACAGUAUGGACAGGAAUAUCUUCUCUAUUCCUAGUGUUUGUGUCUGUGUUACUUUACUAGAGAAUGAGAAUCUAAAUCUUUACUUGGGAUUAGUUAUAUUUUAUCAGAGACUUGUGAUGAGAGGGUGAAUAAAUCGGAGAUCAUUAUUGUACUAUUCAUAUUUUCAGGGCUUAGAACUUUUAUUUGGAGUUGGAGAUUCUAUUAGUUAUUAGUUUGGUAUUUAUUGAUGUGAGUAGCAUUGUUGUUGCCCUUUACUUUUAUUGUAUCUAUCUAUAAUUCGAAUGGUACUUCUGAUUCAUUAGUUACAAGUUGUGUGGUCA
Molecule: messenger RNA, 833 nt
Organism: Humulus lupulus (European hop)
Lineage: Eukaryota; Viridiplantae; Streptophyta; Magnoliopsida; Rosales; Cannabaceae
Product: non-specific lipid transfer protein GPI-anchored 7
Exons: 3
Coding region: 130-573 (147 amino acids)
Source: RefSeq, a predicted model, not a curated record